Messenger RNA from Lolium perenne, 990 nucleotides. NCBI's taxonomy places the organism in Eukaryota, Viridiplantae, Streptophyta, Magnoliopsida, Poales, Poaceae. The record is from RefSeq and is a predicted model, not a curated record.
AUGAAGGCAGAAAUAGGAAAGGUGGACUAUGAGGAAAGUCGCAAGCGCCCUCGAGAUAAUUCUCAGUCUUCUGGAUUAGGCAAUCAGCGCCGCCGUGUUUUCAUUCCAUACAGCGCUGUGCCUCGUGCUCCUAAUGCACCAAAGUCUUCUGGUUAUGCUCCUCGCCCACAAACUCCAAACAAUGCUGGUGGAACAAACUAUCGUCCCGCUAUGGGUACUCCAGGCAGUGGUGCGUGCUUCACUUGUGGUCAACCUGGUCACUACAUGAAGGAGUGCCCCCACAAUACUUCUGUUUGUGGUGCUCCACCACCAAAGAAGUUUACCAAGCCUCAAUUUGCUGGCAGGCAGCUGCCUGGCGCGCCCCGCGCCGUCGAUGCUGCCGGCGGCCUGGAUCCUCCCCGCCGCCCCUGGCCGCCUAUAAACGUCGCCGCCGACCAGGGGAGAAACCCCUUUUCGCCUCCCCCUCCUUUUCUCCUCCUCUCUGCGCCCGGCGGACCAAACCCUAGCCCACGGCCGCUCGCCGUCGCCGCCGUUGCCGGCCGCCCCAAGCUCGGCCGCCACCACCCGAGCUCCGCCGUGCUCCCUCGGUUCUCCUCCACCAAACGGCGCCCGCGGAGGAGCUCCCCAACGCGCCAAUCGGACGGAGCCCGACCCGCCGGCCACCGGACCUCGCCGCCGACUCCGGCCUCCCCUCGCCUCGCCGUCGGCACCACGAGCUUCGUGGUGAGCUUCGAGCCGAUUGGUGCUCCUCCCCUCCUCGAUUGCUUCCUCUACCGGCCCCGCACCGUGCGCUCGCCCGGCUCUCCGCGCGAGCUCGCCGGAGACGCCCCUCCGGCGACCAAUGGAGGGCGGCGCCGCCCUAUUCUGGUUCGCGGGGACGCCGCGCGUCUAAGGCGCCCACCCGCGCCUCCUCCCGAGCCCUCUGGCGACAAGGCCGUGGUCGACCUGCAAGGGCAGGCCAUGGCUGACGUCGUCAUGACGUCACCAUGA